UUCUCUCUUCAAUGGCUUCUUCCAAGCUCAUCUGUUUCAUAACAUUUUCAUCAUAUCUCCUUCUGCUUCCCUUCUUUGUCUCCCCAUCCUUUGCCGACAGCAAUGCAACCAGCCCAGUCUCACAGGGAACAAUGUGCAAGUCCACCCCGGAUCCUUCCUUCUGCAAAUCUGUGCUCCCCACCAAAUCCGCCAACGUGCAUGAAUAUGGCAGGUAUUCUGUCCGGAAAGCGUUGUCUCAAUCAGGCAAUUUUCUGAAAAUGGUGGACAAAUAUCUAAACCACAAGUCCUCCCUCACAAUAUCGGCAAUCCGGGUGCUUGAAGAUUGCCGGUUCCUCGCCGGACUCAACAUGGAUUUCCUCUUAACCUCGUUCCAAACAGUUAGCACGACGAAUCAAACACUUUCUAGCUGGAAAGCGGAGGACAUCCAAACACUACUUAGCGCCAUUUUAACCAACCAGCAAACUUGUUUGGAUGGCUUGCAAGCCACGGCGUCGGCUUGGAGCAUAAAAAAAGGCCUUGCGGUCCCCCUUUCGAAUGACACGAAGCUUUAUAGUGUCUCUCUUGCUCUCUUCACCAACGUUUGGGUGCCCAAGAGAAAGAAAUCCACGACGUGGCAGCCUACUCGGAAACAACGUGGCUUCCGACACGGACGCUUGCCGUUGAAAAUGUCUGGCCAGACACGUGCUAUUUACGAGUCGGUGAGCCGGAGAAAGCUACUUCAGUCCGGCAGUGGCGACGAGGUUUUGGUGUCUGACAUCGUGGUCGUGAGUCCAGAUGGAAGUGGAAACUUCUCCACCAUCAAUGACGCCAUAGCUGCGGCUCCGAACAAUUCUAAAUCCAGCGAUGGCUACUUCUUGAUCUAUGUCACGGCGGGUGUUUACCAAGAGUAUGUGUCCAUUGGGAAGAACAAGAAGUAUUUGAUGAUUGUAGGAGAUGGCAUCAAUCAGACAAUCAUCACCGGCAACCGGAGCGUCAUUGAUGGGUGGACAACUUUCAAUUCAGCAACAUUUGCUGUGGUGGCGCCGGGGUUUGUGGCCGUGAACAUAACAAUCCGAAACACAGCCGGCGCAAUCAAGCACCAGGCAGUGGCGCUUCGAAACGGGGCUGAUUUAUCAACAUUUUACAGCUGCAGCUUUGAAGCUUACCAAGACACCCUUUACACACAUUCUCUCAGGCAAUUCUACAGAGAGUGUGACGUAUACGGCACCGUCGAUUUCAUAUUCGGUAACGCCGCGGUCGUCUUCCAAAACUGUAACUUAUAUCCCCGGCUGCCGAUGACCGGACAGUUCAACGCCAUCACCGCACAAGGUAGGACGGACCCAAAUCAGAACACCGGCACAUCAAUCCAUAACUGUACAAUUAGAGCCGCCGAUGAUCUGGCUUUGAGCAAUGGGACUACUCAGACGUACUUGGGAAGGCCAUGGAAGGAGUAUUCGAGAACUGUUUAUAUGCAGACUUCAAUGGGUAGUUUGGUAAAUCGUGCUGGUUGGAUGGCGUGGAAUGCGACUUUCGCGCUGAGCACUUUGUAUUAUGCUGAGUAUAAUAACACCGGACCCGGAUCGAACACUACGAACAGAGUGGCGUGGCCGGGUUACCAAGUGAUUAACGCCACCGACGCCAGUAAUUUCACGGCGGCGAACUUCUUGCUAGUUGAUGACUGGUUGCCUCAGGCGGGAGUGCCUUACACUGGUGGCUUUAUGUGA
This is a messenger RNA of Corylus avellana, 1703 nucleotides long. Its product is annotated as putative pectinesterase/pectinesterase inhibitor 7. Lineage: Eukaryota; Viridiplantae; Streptophyta; Magnoliopsida; Fagales; Betulaceae. Gene Ontology annotation, molecular function: enzyme inhibitor activity; pectinesterase activity. The record is from RefSeq and is a predicted model, not a curated record. Gene Ontology annotation, biological process: cell wall modification.